Vitrella brassicaformis is the source of this 3478-nucleotide messenger RNA. The record is from the annotation of a GenBank genome assembly. Lineage: Eukaryota; Vitrellaceae.
CGCGCCACACAUACAAUACACCCAUUAAUGCAUCCAUCAACGCAUCGAGGCAAAACGGCCCCGCCCCACACGCAUUCCCCUCUCAUCUGCCAUCGAUGUAUCACUUCUUCUUGCUCUGCACACUUCUAGUGAAGCCAAAGUUGGUCAACGCGUUGGCGGCAAUCCCCUCCUCCCCAUUCUUCUUCCCCCCCUUGCCACCCCCGCCGCCCCGCUUCCAUCCCCCCUCCCUCACCACCGCCCCCAGCCCAGCAUAGGGGUUCUUGUUGUGCAAACUCCUCUCCUUCUGCAGCCGCUCCUCUACUGACGCGCUCUCCGCUGGUGUGGGCCGGGCCAGCAUCGCGGGGGCGCUCGUCUUCGGCUUCUGCGCCAGGAAACCAGCCAGGCCCCCCUGUGCUGGCCGCUUCUGGCCACCACCCCCGAGAGCACGCCUUCUCGGCUCGUCGCCACUAUCACCAGGGCUCGAUAGCCGCAUUCGGAACCCCUCGACCACCCCCUUCUUGCCUUUGUCCCCUGGGCCCCCAUUGCCAUCGCCAUGGCCUGUUUCCUCUCUCGUGGCCUCCUCGCGCUCGUCACUGCCGCCGUCGUCCGAAGGAGUGGUGAUGGUGAUGAUGGGAGAGAGCUUGGUGGCCUUUGCGUGUUUGGCGGCGCUCUGGUGCCUCUGGUGGGACUGCACGCGCCUGUUGGCCAGGCUGAAUGGGUUGGGCUUGGGGGGCGGACCGGGGAGCGGGGCCGACUGUUGCUGCUGCUCUGGGGGUGGUGGUGCCCGGGGUGCCGCUUCCUGGUGCUGCUGGUGCUGGUCUUGGUCUUGGUCAGGCGCCCCUUCUUCCGCCUUCUCCUCAAUCAGUGGGUCCUCAACGCUGCACACAUGUCACACAGAGACACCGGCAGCGUCAGUGGAAUGCCACAAGAGCGUGUGCAUGGCAGCUCACUCUAUCAUCUCCAGGAGCUCGUCAAGCGAUGUCUUGUGCCGCCUGCGAUUGGCUACAGGGGCCGGCGACGGCUCAGUCUCCGCCGGCUUCUGCUGCACGGGCUCCUGGGCCGCCUCACCUGGUUUGGUGAAGACGAAGGCCAGUUUUUCUUUGGGGGCGGGCUGGGGCGGGGGCUGCGAGAAUGCUGGUGGUGGGUGUGAGGGUGCGGGGUAGUCGGUGCCGGCACCGCUGCGGUAAGCCUUGUCUAGGUUGGCUAUGAAGGUCUUCAACAGCUGACGCUCAGACGCAGACAACUGAUCGAACAAAAGAGGACGGGAGAUGGUCGGGGAAUGGUGCUGAUGGAGGUUUGUGUGCCUGCUUGCACUUACGGUGUCGGUGGCCCGUGCUUUCUUGGUUCUUGGGUUGAUGCGGCCCGACACGAGCUGAUGCACCUCUACGGGGUCAUCAAUCGCCGUCCCUACCACUGCACUCAUAUCCAUCUGCACACACACACACACACACACACACAAGUUGGCAUCCAUCCAUCCAUCCACCCAUCCGUGUCUCCCCUCCCUCUUUGCUGGUAUACGUCCUGCGGCAGCUCUGGCUGCGUCUUGAGCGAGGUAGCGAUGGAGGUCAUGCACUUCUGCUGUGGGUGGUAGACGAUGUGGUUGAGGAAGACGGCCAUGGCCCUGUUGGUCGGGUUGAAGAAGUCGGCCUUUUUCUCGGGCAGCUUGUCCUUCCACUUGCGGUUGAUACGCAUGAACUCGUACACCUGACGCAAACAAACACAGACACAUAGACACAGACGUGAAUGCACACGUCUGAUUGGGUGAGUUGUGCUAUGUGUUGCGUGUUUUGACCCUUUUUAUGGUCUUUCGCUGGCGGAUCUGCUCGAAGGCCGUCUUGAUGCCAAACCCCUGUGUGGGCAAUAGCACGUGCAGGAGCUUCUCUCCAUUUCUUAACCUUGCACGCGCCAACCUGUAUGUUGAUGUCUGAUGUGUAGUCGCAGCCGCAGAGUAUGCAGAACUCCACAAACCUCUGAUGCGACCACCGCCGCAACGACGACAAGGCACCCUGCACACACACACACACACACACAUCCAUUCACACAUACAUACUGAAGGUACCCACACACACCCACACACCCCACCACACCAGCUCACCCAUCUAUCGCCCUGGUCGCUGUCGUCCCCCUCGUCCACCUCCAUGGGCGACGUUGACGACUCACCCACCCCCUCCCCCUCCCCCGCCCCCGCCUUGCCCUUUCUGGCGGCCUUGCCAUCGUCGGGCAGGUCGGCGAUCGCAGACAGAUCCACCAGGUCACCGUUGCCCCACUUGUCCAACCUACGCCCAUCCACACGGCAGUACAGGUAGUCGACAUGUGUCUGCUGGUCGGCCGCGCUUACUUGUAGAGGACUUUGGGGCAGCCGUAUGCGAGCAGGUCGGAGUCCUCUGAGAUGACAACCUCCUGCACACAAAGACAACACAGCACGACACGUGCACACGUGUAUGCGGUGCCAAGAUGACGGACCACGUAUCCGAUUCUGGCGAGAAAGGCCAGCUCGGCGUCGGCCUCGUAUGGCGCCACCAGCACCUCCACCCCUACAGUCUUGCCGCCACUCGUGUGCUUGGGCAGCAGACGAAGCGCCUCUAUCACACGGUCGAUCUGACCACAUGCAUGGCCAUGUGGGACGAAUGGCUGGUCGGAUUGAUGUCGUUGUCGAAGGGCGUACCAUGUCUCCAGUGACGGAGAUGGCCUGCAUGGCUUUGCUCUGCAUCUCCUUGUCGUCGGCCGUCUUGCCCGCCUUGCGCAAGCGAUCCACCUCCUGCUGCGCAUCCUUACGACGCCUACACACACACACACACACGAAUGCAUCCACAACAGGUGCUCCUGCCCUGGGUGUGGGGUGUAUCUUCCCCCUUCGCUCACUUGUGUCUGUCCUCAUCCUCCUUGGCCUUGGCUGGUAGGGAAUCGCCAUCAAACACUGCACCAGAACACACACACACACACACAUAUGGAUGGUUCCUCUUUCCUUGAUUUCUGUCAGGUCGGCCACUGACCGAUGACGGGGCUGAUGUCACAGUUGAGGAGCAAAGUCACCAUGCGCAAAAAGAACCGGAUGAACCUGAAAACCGUUGCAUACGACAAGACGACAACAAAGCGCCAUUGCAAAUGCAGUCCCUGCGUGUGAUAUCGGCCUCACUUGUCUGUAUCCUGCCCCGUGGCCAGCUCAUACGCACAUGCGCACGCCCCUCUGUGCAUCCAGCACAUGGCGUCCACGCCCACGCGACAUCCGCUGAAGCUGACACACAUGAACAGAUGCACCACACCACCGGCAUUGCAAACGGAUGGCACACAACGCACCACACCAUCACGGCGGCCGUUUCUUAGCGUUUGCUCACUUGUCUAUGGAGGCCUUCUGCACCACCGGCUUCAGAAAUUGCUGACAGAGAGGAGGGAGAGGAGGAACGGAAAGCAAUGGAUCAAAAGGUGGCAUCUCCGCAUUGUGCACUACAACCGAGCCUUACCAGAAGGUUCUUGAUCCCCAUCGUCCGCCAAAAAAGGC